AUGAGUUCAGCGCUAGCCUUGCUGGCAAGUGUUGCCUUGAUGGGCUGGGGUGUGACUGGCAAUGGACAUGACAGAGAACAAGGACGCGUUCACAACAUAAUCUCGGAGCGGUGCUGUCCGAGUGAUGAAUGCUACCCCUCUCAGAUGGACAUGGCCGCCCUCAACCAUGGCAUGAACGGGCACCUGCUGUUGCCAAGCUACCCAGAGUACAGUAAACAGGCACAUAUGUACAACACCGUUGAACAGAGGUACCCAAAUUUGAUCGCUGUGGUAAAGAACGCUGAUGACAUCCAGAAAGCGGUGCAGUUCGCGCGGAAAUACAACCUACACGUGACAGUGCGGAGCUCGGGUCAUAACUAUGUGGGCCGCUCCACGUGGGAGGGAAGUUUCCUCAUAAGCCUGUCCGAGAUGGACGAGAUGGAGAUAGACUUGAGCACGGAGAGGAGCCCACAUGGCACGGUUAAGGUGUAGACCGGGUUACAAUGGCAGGAGAUAUACAAGGAGUUGAAUGCGGUCGGGCGUGUUGUGGUGGGCGGCAGCGCCCACACAGUGACCCCGGGUGGCUACACGCUAGGUGGUGGGCACAGCCCCGUGUCCCGUUCCCUUGGAUACGCCGUCGAUAACCUGCUAGAGGCUCAGGUGGUGCUUGCUGACGGUUCGAUUAUCACUGCGACAGAGAACAGGACGGUGAUUGUCACCCCGGAAGGCGAUAUCAUCUAUCACGAGAACGGAGACCUGUUCUGGGCACUUAGGGGCGGCGGCGGAGGUACAUUUGGAAUUGCCGUGUACUUUGUGUAUUGUUUGCACCCAAUGCCGUCACAGAUGGUAGUUUUCAGUAUGCCCGUUCCUAUUGAAAUGAACGUUUAUGGGAUAAACUAUUUUGAAGAGGUAUUAGAAGUUUUUGAGCAGCAAUUGGAGAAAAUGCCGCCUACAUGGGGUGGCUACAGGAUGCUUAACAACUUCCCUGGAUCUUUCGAGGACCCAGGCUCCAAAACAAUUAUCAAUUACAAGGGAUUGCUAACAUUCUACUUUAACAAGUUUGCACCCUGGGAUGGAUCCGAGCACAAAGAAUUAGAGGCCGCAGUCAACUGGGCAAGAAGCAAACAAGUACCAUUCACCUUCACAAACAAGACGGAUUUCUGAGACUACGAGAAGGACUCGUAUGACCCGCAAAUUGUGCGCGCAUAUAUGGCGAACACCUUGUUGCAGCCGGGACAGGCAAAACCACGGAAGCUCCCUUGGAGAGCACACCCCUUCAUCCGGGCAACUCGUCAUCCACGUGCCUUAUUUUGCAGUUUCGGAAGCGGUAUGUACUUGAACGAGCCGUGGAAAGAUAACCCUUACUGGAAGGAGGACUUCUGGGGAACCGAGAAUUACGAGCGUCUGUUGCUGAUCAAGCGUCGCUACGACCCAGACAACUUCUUCACGUGUCUUCACUGUGUCGGUUCUGACGUGAUGGAUAAAACGGAUCCCAGACCGGCGCCGCCCGUGGGACACGCGUUCACCUGCCUGGCGUCGUGGAGUUUAGUUAUCUUCACAUAUCUGGCGUCUUGUUUCCUAUUUUAAACACAGCGUGGCAACAAAUCAUAACUUUGAUAAUUCCUAUUAAAUGUAUUGCAGAAUAGUUAUGUAUACGAUUAUCUGUUAUGAUGUUUAUCUUAUAAGAGCUAAUGUGUUAACAUGUUCGAAUUCACUACCCUGGCUACCGUUAUUAACCUUUAACACAACAUUUACUAUUGUUACUUCGUAGGAGCUUGUCGAAGGUCAUGCGGAUAGCAACAUCGGCUUAUACGCCUGGUGGUAUCUGGACACCGAUUGGUGGUUGGUUUGAUUGACAGGUCAUGUCAUGUCAAAUAUGGCGCUGUGGAACAUGAAUGCGUCAAUUACUACAAUGAAACAUUUGCAUUCAAGAUAAACAUAAAAUGUAAACAUAAAUAAGCUGGUAUCCAGUUCCAUUUAAUUGAAUAUUCCAAGUCUUUAAAUGUAUGCAUGUUCCGACGCACUCCUCGAGACGUUAUUGAAUGACCAGAUUAGUAACUAGAUAACUUGUAACAUUAUACGCCAUAUUCUGGGUUGUGCUAUGACAAUACGUUUAAUACUCAACCAUCGUUUGCAUCUGUAUAUCUGAAAGCAUAGGAGGAUAAUAUGACAUAUCAUGUACUAAUAAAUAUUGUGUGUUUGUUUAUUGUUUAAUCUUCAACACCAGGUCAGUUUGUUACUGUAUUUAGUCCACUAUUUUCAUCCUAGUGUAUGAUA
Mya arenaria is the source of this 2256-nucleotide messenger RNA. RefSeq lists its product as uncharacterized. The record is from RefSeq and is a predicted model, not a curated record. NCBI's taxonomy places the organism in Eukaryota, Metazoa, Mollusca, Bivalvia, Myida, Myidae. Gene Ontology annotation, molecular function: oxidoreductase activity; FAD binding. The transcript has 7 exons.